CAGAUUUUGGAGGGGAAAAUUGAAAAUAAGCUCAAAUUCAAUUUGGUCCAAAACCCAGCAAAAACCCACCUCACCGCAGAAAGCAUCGUUGUGAACUGAACGUUGACAGAAUGGCUUCAGCGAUACUACGUCGUCUGGCGAACUCGAGGCCUUCUUCCUUCAUGGCCGCUCGGUCUUCUUUCCUGUCGCCGUCGCGAAACGAAACCCUGUUGCUCUCCUCCGCCGCUGCAACGGUGUCGUUUUCCACUCUGUUCCUCUCCGGCGUGGGGCACAUGCCUCUUUUCAGUUCCCUAACUGCUCCUCUCGUUUCUUCGGUUUCUCCAUCCACCCUACAUUUCAAUCGUAUUCGAAAUUUCUCUACUGAUUCCUCAGGUGGAUCAAAUCUUAUCUCAAUUGAGACUGAAGAGCAGUUUCGUGAUUCACUUCGCAAGGCACAAGACGAGGCAUUGCCGGCUAUGUUUUAUUUCACUGCUGCCUGGUGUGGACCUUGUAGGUUACUAGCUCCUAUUAUCAGCCAACUGAGUGCAAAAUAUCCUCAUGUCACAACCUAUAAAAUUGACAUUGAUAAGGAGGCUCUUGGUACAGCACUAUCCGAAUCAAAUGUUGAAGCAGUGCCUACAAUACAUUUCUUUCAGAACGGGAAAAAGGCCUCCACGGUUGUAGGUGCUGAUGUGGAAAAGUUGAGAUCUACCAUGGAAAACUUGUACAAAUGAUUUCAAGUCUAUCUGCCGCACUUGGUAGCUGUUGCGGUUUCCUUUUUUCCUCAUUGAUCGUAGUUGGCGUAAAAUAGUUGUUGUGAAUUAGUUGAUUUUUCAAAUUCUGUGUGCAAAUAACUAUUGUUGUGUGAUCGGUGAUUUUCUCUCAUUUUAGAGUUGAAGUGUCUUUUUGUGCUGAAAUAUAUAUCAAUCAGUGAUACUGUGAUAGUCUUAAGUCUUUACCAAAAAAGGCAACAAAUUGUUGAGAUACUAUCUAUCAUCCAUGAAAAAUAGUGCACAUUGUAUUUUCAUAUUUGUACCAGUUUUAAUACAAAUUUGAAAAUUCAACGUGAACUUUUUUUUUUUUUCUGGGCCCGAGAAGGUAGUGAAAGAAUAAUGGAACAAAUGGUCUUGACGUUAUUUUCAUAUCUCUUUGGCCAUUUCCUUUUUAUUAAUCUCGAAUCCUCUUCAAAUUUGUUUUAACAGUUUUGGUAGUUUGGUGAAGAAUUAGGCUCCCGUGCUCAGUUCAAUAACAAUUCAAAUUCCACAUCCAACCAGCUUGCUAGGUGAAUCCAUCAAUGAAGUCAUUUCCUUUCUCAUCUAGGGCUGGAUUAGCACUUUUUGUCGGCUCCAAAUCAGACAAACACAAUAUUGACAAUGGAGAUCCACAAAAGUCCAUUGUUCCUCAAGUAAUGAAAUACUGUCAAAUGUAUCAACUUGGUGCGUCGAUGUAUGUGCCCGGGGAAAGUUUUUAGAGGUUUAAAACUGAGAUAUGUCAAUGUUGUUAGUUGUUGCGGUAUCUCUCCUUUGAGUUGGUUUGAGGAUAGGUCUGAGGAUCUGGAGAAGAUGAGUCUUUGAAAGAUUGUGGGAUUUGGCCUUCAAACUUAUUAUGAGAAAGGUUUAAUCCUUGAAUUGAACGGAGAAUUCCAAUGACAUCUAGAAUGACCCUUUCAAAUUUGUUGCUAGAGAUAUCUAUGAUUGUAUAUAUGGAAAAAAGAACAGCCAGAAUAUCUCCAGUCCUUUUCGUUAUCACCAGAAGUGAAUCUUGAUCGUAAACCCCUAGGUCACUGAAUAUCAAUCUCUAUGACGGGUUCAUGAUCAUCAUACCUGUAAGCUGAGCGAAAAUUCUUCGGGUAGGAAACCUAUGAAUUCAGUACGAGAAAGAUCUAGGAUUUCUUAAUGCGGCGAUGAUACUCCUGUUUUUGAACUGCAUUUACUCCUGUUUUUGAACUCCUUAAAAGCUUAGAAGUUAGAAGCUGCAACUUUUGAAGAGUUUUCAACCACUAUGGAGAUGUACCGUUUAAAUUGUUGUUUCCAACAUCGAUCACUUGCAAUUCUUUGCAAUUUGACAAUGAUUGAGGGACUGUUCCUUCUAACUUUUUGUCAUGCAAAUUGAGCCUUGAGGCUUCUUAGUUUGCUUCCCAGUUCAAAACUUGAUGGAAUUUUAAGUUUGCUUCCCAGGAACAGACCCCCAAAAAAGUAGCAGCAUCCGAGGUCCAAAUGAUACAAAGAUUUUCAGUUUUCAAAAGAUUUGGGUAGUUCACCGAAGAAUUCAGUAUUAGACUAUGUCAAGUGCACUGCUACUGUUCACUCAGAGUCGAAUAAAAUUUCCGGUGAGGUUACGGUUGUUGUUGAAUAGUUGAAGAGUUUGGAAGUUUUGAACUUGAAUGUGUCACUCGUAAGUUCUUCGAACAAGUUUGUGUUACCAAGAUUCACAACUUUCAAGGAAACACAUAACAGGGCAAAAAAUAAAGUGAUUUCAGUACCUUCAAAUGAAAUUAUUUCUUAUUGAGUUUUGGAGUAGUUUAAAAACAUGGGGUUGAAUUAUAUGUCGAGGUUGGCUUACAAAGUCGGUGAAAGGUGAUGAGAGAUCAAGGAAGAUUAAAGUAAACAAAGGACAAAGUGAAGUUAUUGGAGGCAAGGUUACGAAGGUGAGAUAGUUGGAAGACCAGGCUGUCGGAUUCUAUCACCCUUUGAGGACGGCUGCAACUAAGAUCAAGGCCGAUAACUUCACCACUCAACUCAUCGCGAUGCAAUAGUCCGCGCUCGUGUUCCAAGAUGCAGUAUUGGGGUGGCCAAGGAAAUUGCAACAAACAGAAGCUCUGUCAUCGAGUUUCGUGCUUUUUUUUUCCAACUGCAACAAGAGAAGUUUAUGCACAAAAUGGGGUGUAGUACCUGAAAUGGAAACUUCACAGAGUCAUUCCAUUGGUUUGUUAAUAUAUCUUAGAGGCGAAUGAGAAAACAUAAGUACUUAAUGACUUGAGGGAUGUAGCUGUUUGAUGCCCUGUCUUCUACUGAUUAGUUUGGAUCUUAAUUGGCCAAAAGAAUUCAUUAUCAGUAGUCUGAAUGCAUGACUUUUGAGGUUAUCGUCAGUCAACCAAACGGAGUGUUUUGAUGUUGUAAGUAAGAAGGAAAAUGGGAAAGAAUGUAAACGCAGAGAAGAAAUGAUAUGUUUCAGCAUUGGAUUAAUUGGC
Oldenlandia corymbosa var. corymbosa is the source of this 3169-nucleotide messenger RNA. The record is from the annotation of a GenBank genome assembly. NCBI's taxonomy places the organism in Eukaryota, Viridiplantae, Streptophyta, Magnoliopsida, Gentianales, Rubiaceae.